GUUUGAGACAAUUUUCCAGAAUGGUGAUCUGAUUUUAAUGAAAGAUACCAUUAAGUCGUUAAGACCAGAUUUCAAUGUGGCUGUUCUGGAUACCUGGUGCAGGAUAUUGAAUUUGAGAGAACUGAAUAGAAAACCAGAUAUGCCAUUGAGAUUUUUUGGAUCCUCGUAUUCUAGUAUGAACAGCGUUCCAAUUCCCAAUGAGAAAUGGCAUGUUGAAUCUAAAGCUCGUUUAUUCUGUGAAAGUAUGGCUAAUGAUUUAAGAACAUCAGGAUUUGAUGAUAAACUUGAAGAUAUUGAUAUGGAAGAUGCUAUCAUUAUUUUGGACAAUUCUUCUGUCGGUGGAACCUCCCUUGGAAAAUACCAUUCUCAACAUGUGCAUCUG
Molecule: messenger RNA, 382 nt
Organism: Striga hermonthica
Lineage: Eukaryota; Viridiplantae; Streptophyta; Magnoliopsida; Lamiales; Orobanchaceae
Source: the annotation of a GenBank genome assembly